Molecule: messenger RNA, 454 nt
Organism: Aspergillus ibericus CBS 121593
Lineage: Eukaryota; Fungi; Ascomycota; Eurotiomycetes; Eurotiales; Aspergillaceae
Exons: 2
Coding region: 60-260 (66 amino acids)
Source: RefSeq, a predicted model, not a curated record
CUUCAAGUUCAGCAUUCAAGCUUCCCCAAUCAUAGCACUUACCCAAAUUGCUCUGCACAAUGAAGGUCACCGUCUUUACUAUCUCUAUCUUAUCGCUCGCUUCCUUCACCUCAGCAGCUGUUCUGGGAUUUCCAUCCACCCGUUACGCUCAGAACUGUGGUUAUUUGGCCGUACGGUGCGCGAAUCACGAGAACUAUGACAAAUUCCAUCAAUGUAUUCAAAACGCAAUGCAGGGCGAGGGGUGCGGUUAUAGUGGUUAAACAUCGAGGUAAUUGAGACGGGAACGAUCGGCUCUGGAGGAUAGAAGGAUGCUAGACGUCAUGUAUCUAUCCUGGAACACUAGCUACGGAAGAAGAUCAAGGGCGAGAGGACGGAGGUAUUGAAUAACAAGAUCGAUUCCAUUCCAUCAUUGGAUAAUGGGCAUAGUACUUGAUAGAAGAAGGGCUUUCAAUAA